CAUCCUCUGAAUUUGCAUUUGUUGUGUUGUUUCUCAGCUGUAUUAGUUCUGUUGUUAAAGGCCUGUGAACUCACUUGUGUUGUUGUUUCUCCCCUUUUGUUUAGCAAGAUGUCACUGAUGGAGGCUGAAGAAACCAGUGAGGGAGGUACCACUCCCCCAGCAGCCAGCAGCACCACUGGGGGAGCCUGGGAUUCUACCCCAGCCAGAGGGGAGCAUCACCAUGGCCCUCACACCUCAGCCAAAGUGAGCAUGAGCCCCUCUGACUCUGCAAAGGGAGCAGAGCUCAGCACUCCUGAGUGCUGCCUCUCUGCCCCAGGCAAAGCAGCAGAGAUGCUGGGCAGAGCCUCUAACCCUGUGCCAAAAGUGCCAGCAGGCCUGCAGCAAGAGCAAGGGGAUGCAGAGCCUCAGGAGGAACUCUCUGAAUUGGAAGGAGAAAUGUUUUCAGAGCAGGGUGUUCUGGAUUGUUCUCUGAAACUCACGCAGGUGGAGCUGGCUGAGCUAGAAAGCAACCAGGACUCUUCUCUCAGGACAGACCAGGGUGGGCAAGCCACUGGCAACAGCACCCUGCAGGCUGUGGACCUCAUCACUGAGCUUCCUCAGUGCCAGGCUGAAGUGACUGCUGAUGGCUCAGUCCCCGAGGCCCAGCACCUGAAUUCACCUUUGGUUGCUGCCUUUCCCUCUCCGAGGGAGACACCUAAGUGCUUCCUGGUGUGUAAAACUGUUUCAGAAGGGCAUUAUAAAGCUGAGCCCUGCCUGGGUAAGAGCUCUGGGGGGGAUGUUCUGCUGGAGGUCGAUGCUGGUGCAGAGCAGAAAGCGAGCAAGCAGACAGCGGCAGAGGAGCAGCCUACCUCAGAGCAAGCAGGGGAGGACACUCCCGAAGGUGCUGGGGAAAGCCUGAGGGCACUUCAGGGUUCGGAAGGGGACUCAGCGUCGCCUCCUGCCUCUCGGUUGUCUCCCACCUUCGCAGGCGGCAGCCAGACAAGUACACUACAGGCAGAAGGAAAGAUCUCAGCUGGGGAAACAAGAAACAGCAGCAUGGUCAAAGCCCAGGGAGCAGGAAGGGUUCCUAAAGGUAACUCCUCCACCGCCAGAAGCCUCCUGCUGGAAGACAGUGACAGGAGAGCAGAAGGCAGCCCUGCCUGUCCAGCAGAGAGUGCCCUCCAAGGAAGGGCUGUGGCCAACAGAGCUGAGGGAGUGAAUAUGUCACAGCAUGAGGACCCAGCACAGGAUGAGGCAGCAUCUGAACUUCAGCAGGACGAGGAGAAGAAAGAGCCCAAAGAGCAGAACCUGCCAGAAGAAGGAAAAGCUUUGGGCUCCAAAGUGGGAAAAAGCAAGGGACAAAGUGAGCAGCGAGAACAGCAGAGGGAAGAGCUCGGGCUGAAGGAAGAGCUUCAGCUAGAGCCUCCAUCAGCAUCUUUCAAGCCAGAGGUACCUUCUGUUCCCAGGCAUGCUGUGGGCCCUUGUGGUCUGGAGAAUGUCUUGGUGGCAGAGCAAACAGGAGCAGUGUUUCCUCCCGGGGAACCUGUGGCUGUGCGUCCGGCUCCUGCCGGUGUGCUGCCACAAGCUGCUGCUGCAGAAGCAGGCUCUGGGUGCCAGCCACCUGCUGGCAGCCCUCUGUCCUCAGAUAACCUGAACCCAGGAGGUGAAACUUCACACAGGUGCCAAGCCUCUGAGCAGGCAGAAGACCCAGAAGACUCUGGCUUGCUGUUCCAGUGGUGGUCAGGGGAGCGGAGAAAGCUGAACUGGGCUGACUGGCCAAGGCUGGGCAAGGAGGGUGGGCACAGUGAUGGGCACGGAAAGCCUCUCCUGCAGUUUGGUAGGGAUGCACUGCUCCCUGGAGCAGAGAAGCAAGAGGUUUCUGUUCCAGCACACCCUUCCUCUGUCUCCCAGAGCUUGGGGCCAGCCCAUCCCGGGUCAGAAGAGUUGGGAGAAGCUGAGCUUCAGGAAUUCAUUCCAGCUCUCCCCUCAGAGCUCAGCUCUGUGGCGUCGGCGUCUGGCCCAUGGCAACCCCCUGCUAGUGGGGCAGCCUCUGUGACCCCCGAGGACUGUCCUGUGGCCUCAGAGAAGGCAGCCAACCAAGCAGCUGCUGUGCAAGUGCAGGAGCCAAGGUCAGGAGAAGCUGCUGCUCCGAGGGGUGCAGCUCCAGAGGAGGCCAGCACUUCCCAUCAACUCCUCACUUGUGAGGAAGGCUUUCAUGAAGGCCUUCCUGGCCCCUCUGUAGCAUGCACAAGCUGUCUUGCCCUGGAGGAGAGCAGGAUUGGAGCUGUCACUGCAGGGCCACUGGAGCCACCCCGAACACCAGGCAGGACUUCCACUCCCCUGAGCCCCCUAGAGACGACUCAGCACAGCCUCCCAGGGUCGAGUGCUGCUGUCCAGGGCGAAGGAGAGCGCAGCAGGCAUGGGUCAGGAAGCAACAACAGAUGCAGCCAGGUUCAGUUUUAACCCCCAGGAGAGCCUGGAUCCAGGAUCUCCAGCGUCCUGAGCAGCCUCACUUGGCCCUCUGAAGACGAUUCCGUCCCUGCUGUGAGCUUUCAAGAACAACCUCUGUCCCACUCGAGCCUACCUCCAGUGUCCGAGCCCGAUGCCAACCUGCUGCUUCCUCCUGCUCCCCAGCUGCAAAGCCCAGGCAAGCUCAGGCCCCCUGCACUCCAUGCAGAUCACCUCGCUCAGCCCCCAGCCCUCCAGGGUCACCAGCCCCUGGCUCCUGUGCCCUGCUGCAGGCCACAUGCCAGCUGUGAGGUGGGUGACAGUGAGCUGGCUGGCCCUUUGCCUGCUCCUCGGACUGCUGCCCCUGGGCCCGAGCCUCACACUGUGGCCUCUGCUGCUGGUGGAGAAGAGGGAGCAGAGAAAGGUGACCUUGCUCCAGUGACUGGAGAGUGGGAUCUGGGUGAGUCAGGUACCCAGGAGACAGAGACUUGUGAUGACUCAGGGGUCAGUUUGCUGGCCAGAAGCGUUUCUGCUGUUGGCAGUGAAGCAUUGGCUGGCUGCUCUGACAGCAGCCCUGACACGGCAGACCAGCACAGGCCGUCGGGCAGCUCCUCACCUGAGCACCCUCCCUGGCCCUCGCUGGAAGGCCUGCUAGCAUCCACGGACUGCGGGAGCAGAGAGGCUGCUCAGCCCCUUCCCAUGCUGGCCUUCACCAAUCCAAUCCACUUCCUCCAGCUCGGCCCUCCAUCACCACCCACCGGCAGAAAGAGCUGCCAAGAGGAGGAGGUCUCAGGGCAGCCACGGUGGCAGCACCAGGCAGGCACCUUUGGCAUGGGCACAAAGAGCAUCCAAGCUCCACUGGCAGUGGCGGAGAACACAGGAGAUGAGAGAAGGGUCAAGCAAAAGCUGGGAGGAGGAGGAGAAGGUGGCUUGGCAGCUCAGCCCCAGGAAGGGGAUGCCAAGGCACCACCUUUGAGGAAAGCAUCGAGCUGGCCAGAUAAGAGAGCCAGCAGGGCAGCUGCACAGGAGCCAGCAGCUCAUCAGGACAGCCCAAUGAAGCGCCGAGUGAAAAGCAAGGACUGGCACCGGCAGGGCUUGAAGAGGACCUCAGUACCGCCAGACAUCCUGCAGGAAAUGCCUUCUGUGCCCUCAGAGGAAGAAGCUCACAAGGCACACAGGGAGCCACCAGGCAGUGCAGAAACAGUGAUAUUGAGAGAGAAGAAACCUGCAGACACGACGGAGAACUUCAAACGCAGACACUCCAAACUGAUCAACUCGUCAAGACUGCUGUACCAGGAGUACAGUGAUGUGGUGCUGAACAAGGCCAUUCAAAGCCAGAAGAGAGUGGACUCUUUUGCAGAGGACCUAGAGUCGAGCUUCCCAAGCUCCCCGAGGCUGCGCAGGAAAGUGCUGUCCCCCCAGGACUCCUACUUGCAGCGCCUGUCAGUCUGCUCUACUGCAUCCCUCUGGCAGGACAUCCCUGUGAUAAGGGGCAGCAGGAUGCUGCUCAAUAUGUCCCGUGAUGAGCAGAAGCUGCAGGAGGCCAAAUUUGAGUUGAUCAUGUCUGAAGCUUCCUACCUACGCAGCCUCAACGUGGCAGUAGAUCACUUCCAGAGGUCAGCAGAGCUGCAGGCAAUGCUGACCAACCAGGAGCGGCAGUGGCUCUUCUCCCGCCUCCACGACGUCCGCGAUGUCAGCGCCAGUUUCCUCUUUGACUUGGAGGAGAAGUUUGAGGAGGACAUGUUCACCUUCCACGUGUGUGAUGUGGCUCUGAAACAUGCCCCCGAGUUCCGCAGGGUCUAUCUGCCCUACGUAACCAACCAGACCUACCAGGAGCAAACCUUCCAGCGCCUACUAAAUGGAAAUGCAGGGUUCCAGCAAGUCCUGGAGAGACUGGAAAGCGAUCCAGUGUGCCAGCGUCUCUCACUUAAAUCCUUCCUCAUCCUCCCUUUCCAGCGCAUCACUCGCCUCAAACUCCUCUUGCAGAACAUCCUGAAGAGAACCAUGCCUGGCUCUGAGGAGGAAGUGCAGGCAACACAGGCCUAUGAUGCACUUGAAAAGCUCAUCAAGGAUUGCAAUGAAAAUGUCCAGCGCAUGAAGAGCACUGAAGAGCUGAUCUACCUCAGCCAGAAGAUUGAAUUUGAGUGCAAGAUCUUUCCCCUCAUCUCGCAGUCGCGCCGCCUGGUGAAGUGCGGGGAGCUGUCUGCGCUGGACAACAGCCCCCUGAGUCCGAAGUGGAAGGUCACCACCCGGCCCAUCUACCUGCACCUCUUCAACGACUGCCUGCUGCUGUCGCGGCCCAAGGAGGGCGGACGGUUUGUUGUGUUUGACCACGCUGCUUUCUCAGACGUGCGUGGGGAGAAGUGUGAGAUGAAGCUGCAUGGAAGCAACAAAAACGUUUUCCGUCUCUUUCUGCUCCAGAAUUACCAGGGAAAGAGAGUGGAGUUCUUGUUCCGUACAGAGACACACAGUGAGAAACUGAGAUGGAUCUCUGCUUUGGCUCCUCCACGAGGAGAACUGGACCUCCUGGAAUGUCCUGAUGCACCACAAGUUCAGUGCAUAAAGACCUACAAGGCUCGAGAGAACGAUGAGCUGGCUCUGGAGAAAGCAGACAUCAUCAUGGUGAUGCAGUACAGCAAUGAUGGGUGGAUGGAAGGAGUCAAACUUUCUGACCGGGAGAGAGGCUGGUUCCCCUCAGAGCACGUGGAGCUGAUAUCCAGCAAACAGGCGAGGCAGAAGAACCUGAAGGAGGAGCAACGUGUGAAGAACGCCAAGCAGCAUGUCUUCUGCAAGAAAUAAGGACUCUGCUUGGACCUGUACAGUCUCCCUGCCUUGGGGCAGCCGUGGCUUUGAUGUCAUGCCUCAGAAGAAACACCUCUGCAGAGAGCAUCAGCGCAGCACUUUGACAGCACCAGGGGCUGUUUGCCAAAGAAAGCAGGAAUUCAAUCAGGAAAACAAAUCAAUUCACUUCCUCUGUGUCACCAGGACUAUGGCAGCAGGAGAAGGGGGGGAAAGUUGCUUGUGUUGCUUGUUUUGUGGUAAUAGGGAGGGACUUUAAUCAGCCAGAGGCCUGGGAACUGGACUUCACAAAAAUACAUUCCUGGUUUCACCACUGGGAAGUUGCAGGACUUUGGGUGAGUCACUGCAGAAUUCUGCCUCAGUUUUCCCAUCUGUGCCAUGGGUGGAAAACUUUCCUAUCUCACUGGAUGUCGUGAGGCUGAAAGUGUGCGCAGAGCUCUGAGUUGCUGAGGAAGGAGGUUGCUGUGUGCAAAGCACAAUAGAGGUGAGGAGGUUUCCUUUUCAGUAUCCUCUUAUGUCUUGCUGGUGUUGAUGGUCAGAGCUCUGAGUUGCUGAGGAAGGAGGUUGCUGUGUGCAAAGCACAAUAGAGGUGAGGGGGUUUCCUUUUCAGUAUCCUCUUGAUGUCUUGCUGGUGUUGAUGCUCAGAGCUCUGAGUUGCUGAGGAAGGAGGUUGCUGUGUGCAAAGCACAACAGAGCUGAGGAGGUUUCCUUUUCAGUAUCCUCUUGAUGUCUUGCUGGUGUUGAUGCUCAGAGCUCUGAGUUGCUGAGGAAGAAGGUUGCUGUGUGCAAAGCACAAUAGGAGGUGAGGAGGUUUCCUUUCAAUCUCUCCCUUGCAUUGAUCUCCACAGAGUGUAAAUUCCAUUUGCAGUGACUGAUCUGUUUGACUGUGCAAGCCUACUGUGUUUUGAGAUGAGCAAAUAUUCCCUUGUUACCUAAACCUGACUCUGUUAAGAGGCUUUGACAGCAUCAGAAUAUCCACUGGAGUUAGUUGUUUGGAAGCCACUGUGGUGAUUUCCACACACUCCCAACACACCUUAAGAAGUACCAAGCUGAAGAAUCUGUUUCACAAAGGUCAUCUCUCUCCUUAACCUUCUUGAUCCCUGCUGCCCUUUUCCCACCUCUCUGUUUGUAACACUCAACCCUCCCUUUAUCCUCUGUGCCUGGAAUUGUUUUAGCAGGCAUCUUCUCUCUCAAAAUGAGGCCUUUUUCACCUCAGCUAUUUGAGUAUCUCCACCUCUUUGCUUUCCUAGCAGCUCUGUGCCCUGCUGGCACUCUCUUAUUUUGAGCUCUCUGGUCCUUUUCACUGCUGGGUUUCACCAUCUUGUGUUUUCCUUCUCCCAUAACUUUCUCUCCAGGCACAGCUGGCUUGGACAAUGUGCAUGUGGUGUGCUGGGGGUGGGGGGUUGGUUUUCUUUGUCCCCUUAUAGGGUGCAAGGGCCAUAAGGGUACAUCACUGAACACCCAGAACUGUGUGGGAGAUACUGAUGCUGCCAGUGGUUGUGGUACAGGGAGCAGUGCACUGUUUGCAGGCCAAAGCACAACCACAAAGGAAGAAGGAGCUUGGUAAGAGAGGAUGGGAUGUGGAAUGUGCACUGAGAAGGCAUCUGGUGGGGUUCCUGGAGACCUCUGCAGGCAGGAUGUUGCAGUAAAACCAACUGAAAUGAGCUGGCCUUUGGGCUGGGGUUUUUUUUUUCCACCCUGCCUCUCACUCAGACUAAAACAACCACAAAGCUCUUUUUUAGUACCUGGACAAAGUAAGCCUGACUUAGGCAAAUGCAACCAAGUGGCACUUUUCCUGCUGCUCUUAACCUGACAGCUGAUGUGGUAUUGCAUGCACCAUUUUGCACACUGAGAGAUAGUUUAGCCACUGUAGAUAAAAAAAAAACAAAGCCCACAAAUGCCUACCAGGGGGUUUUGUUCAUGGGGGAGCACUCUGGUUUUAAGUGCAGUUUACAUGCAGUCCUGUUUUGGGGCAGAACCUGUCUUAUUUGAGGACGAUGCCUUUCCACUGUAAAAUAGUUUGUGUUUUUUAAGGUGUUAAAAAGUGUUGAGUCAAUGCAAGAUCUGCUAGAAGAAUCAGUAGAGGGAAGAGAGCAACCCUGUAGCCCUUCUUGCAGUUAAUAUAUUGGAAGAAUUGAAUUUGUCUUCAUUUCUGCAGCUUUUUCUGUCUCUGUGUAACAUUUCUGCCUCAGAGUUCCCAUCUACACUGUAUCCAGUAGAGCUUAUUACAGCCUAUUUAUAUCCAUAACUUUUGGCUGGAUUAAACAACCCAACCAACCCACGAAGUUGCUGUUAGUCCCAAUAAACUCAUGCACUUCACCAGUUAAAA
Messenger RNA from Pogoniulus pusillus (Red-fronted tinkerbird), 7555 nucleotides. RefSeq names its product rho guanine nucleotide exchange factor 5-like. Lineage: Eukaryota; Metazoa; Chordata; Aves; Piciformes; Lybiidae. Gene Ontology annotation, biological process: activation of GTPase activity; intracellular signal transduction. Gene Ontology annotation, molecular function: guanyl-nucleotide exchange factor activity; protein binding. Gene Ontology annotation, cellular component: nucleus; cytoplasm. The record is from RefSeq and is a predicted model, not a curated record.